Messenger RNA from Lampris incognitus (smalleye Pacific opah), 1590 nucleotides. RefSeq names its product baculoviral IAP repeat containing 7 (gene birc7). Gene Ontology annotation, biological process: negative regulation of apoptotic process; regulation of cell cycle; positive regulation of protein ubiquitination. Gene Ontology annotation, cellular component: cytoplasm; nucleus. Lineage: Eukaryota; Metazoa; Chordata; Actinopteri; Lampriformes; Lampridae. Bases 142 to 1395 code for a protein of 417 amino acids. The record is from RefSeq and is a predicted model, not a curated record. Gene Ontology annotation, molecular function: cysteine-type endopeptidase inhibitor activity involved in apoptotic process; ubiquitin protein ligase activity. The transcript has 7 exons.
CCCGUGGCAUCUGGUGACUGGCGCGUUACGCAUAUCCGCGCGGUCUGCUACGCAAGCGGCCGCUGUGCUCGUGUUAUUUCAGCGGGUGCGCGGCUCUCAUCCUGUUGGUCAGCGCGCAGGCCACUAUGGAGCGCAAGAGGGAUGCCUGGCACAGAACAAACGCAGAAAGAAAAAAACGUACGCCACAGAAUGACGGAUGACAGGGGCACUAUGUCAAUGCUGCACAUCCUCGAGGAGCCUCGGAUGCGAGGCGAAGGGGAGAGGCUCCGCACUUUCCAAAACUGGCCCGCCGACGCACCGGUCACCUCCGAGGACCUGGCCAAGGCGGGCUUCUUCUUCCUGGGCCCCGAGGAUAAGGUUCAGUGUUUCUGUUGCGGAGGGGUGCUGCGAUAUUGGGUCCAUGGGGACAGCCCGACCGUUGAGCACAAGAGGCAUUUCCCCACCUGUAACUUCAUGUUGGGGAGGGCCGUGGGGAACAUCCCGCGCUGCGUCGCGCCCGGAUCCUCGGACUCGGUGGACGGCCAGCUGUUGAGCCAGCUCCAAAGGAUGACCGUGGACGAGCAGGGGGCGGCCGGACAGGCGGUCUACCCCGAGAUGGAGGCGGAGGAUUCCCGGCUGACCACGUUCCACAACUGGCCCACCGGAGCCUCGGUUCAACCGGACGUUCUGGCCAGGGCAGGGUUUUUCUACACAGGCCAUGGUGACAAUGUCAAAUGCUUCUACUGCGACGGAGGGCUGAGGAACUGGGAGCCGGGGGACGACCCCUGGCAGGAGCAUGCCAAGUGGUUCCCACGGUGUGAGUUUCUGAUCCAGUCGAGGGGGCAGGAGUACAUCAACAACAUCCAGGAUGCUCACUUCCACCUUGGCGAGACUGUGGGUGGAUCACAGACACCCAUGUCCAGAGAGAUCAACCCGGGAACCGAUGUGGUGGGAGGUCUUGAGGCUUCCUCUGCCAUGCUCUCUCCUGUCGUGCAGACAGUGUUGCAGAUGGGCUUCGAGACUAGCCUAGUGGAGAGCCUAGUCCAGACCAAGUACCUUUUGACUGGGUUGUACUACACCUCCGUGUCCGACCUGGUCACUGACGUAUUGCAGGCGGAGGAGGAGGAUAGACAGAGAGGGCCACAGAGCAGAGAGCCAGAGGUGAGGCAGGGCCCCAGCGCUGGAAAUGUGAGGACACCCAUAAGAGAGAAAGCAGUGGGGGACCCCAGUCCGGAGGAACUGCUGAGACAGCUGCAGGAGGAGAGGACCUGUAAGGUGUGUAUGGACAAGCUAGUGUCCAUUGUCUUCAUUCCUUGCGGUCAUCUGGUGGUGUGUAGCGAUUGCGCUGCCAGCUUACGCCACUGCCCCAUCUGCAGAGCCGUCAUCCGGGGCAGCGUCCGUGCCUUCAUGUCCUGAGAGUGUAGCGUGCAGCGUGAACACGAAGCGUUAACACGAGUGGCCUUAAGCCUUCCCUUAAAAAACCACAAAAAAAAACCCCACAAAAAAACAAACGGAUUUUGCUCCCCACACUGGUUAAAUGCAUUACUUUCUUGGCUUUUGCUGAUAUUGUAAGAGUUCAUGUACAUUUUUUUCUACAAUAAACAUUUUUAA